AUGGCGGAACGAAAUGUCGUCCCAGUUGAUCCAUUAUCACAUAAACCAGUCGAAUUAUGGCGCAAAUAUUUGAAACAGGGACGCAUUUCUGAGCCUGUUAAGCCAUUGAGGCUUGAUACACCAAUUUUUGAAAAUAAGGUACGUUUUGUGUGUAUUUCGGAUACACAUGAAAAAAUGGAAGAAGUAUUAUCCGUAAUACCGGACGGUGAUAUUUUCAUUCAUGCUGGUGAUUUUACAAAUUAUGGUGAUAUUGGUGAAGUAAUUAAAUUUAAUGCCCAAAUUGGUAGUUUACCGCAUAAACAUAAGAUAGUUGUAGCUGGAAAUCAUGAAAUUGGUUUUGAAGAUGGUGAAGAGUUAAAUGAAAAGCAACUUGCUGGCUUAAAUAUGCUUGGUAUUAGUAAGCCAUAUGAAUUGCUAACAAAUUGCUCUUACCUAUGUGAUCGACAAAUUGAGAUUUAUGGUUUAACAAUUUAUGGCGCUCCAUGGCAUUUAAUGCCAGGUUAUUCAUUUUAUCGCUCACGUGGUCAUUCAAUAAUGCAAAAAUGGAAGAUUAUACCAUCUAAAGUUGAUGUACUAAUUACUCAUACACCACCACUUGGACAUGGCGAUUUUAAUGCCUGGAAUAAAUGUGAUGGUGUAUUAGCUGGAUGUGCUGAUUUGUUAAAUACAGUGGAAAAACGAGUGAAACCAAAAUUUCAUGUUUUUGGACAUAUUCAUCAGAUGCAUGGUGUAACAACAAAUGGUCAUACAACUUUUAUUAAUGCAUCAAUUUGUGAUCAUAAAUUAAGGAUAGAAUAUGAUCCGAUCAUUUUUGAUAUACCUUUACCAGCUGGCUAUAGUAAGGACUGA
Messenger RNA from Brugia malayi, 849 nucleotides. RefSeq lists its product as uncharacterized. Gene Ontology annotation, molecular function: hydrolase activity. Lineage: Eukaryota; Metazoa; Nematoda; Chromadorea; Rhabditida; Onchocercidae. The record is from RefSeq and is a predicted model, not a curated record. Bases 1 to 849 code for a protein of 282 amino acids. The transcript is spliced from 5 exons.